GUUCACCUCGGCUACCAGGAAGUGAUUAACACACACCCACAGAGGGAACUGAAACACACAACACACUCCAGAAAGGUUCAGUGAAAUGAAGUUACAUGAAAAGGUUGUCUCCUAUUAUGAGGCUUGUAACUCACCUGUGGACAAAGAAGGCUACCUGUACAAGAAGGGUGAGUUCAACACUUCCUAUCAGAAGCGCUGGUGUGUGCUGAAGGGGAACCUCCUCUUCUACAAGGACCGUCCAGCCGACCGGGACGUGAUAGGAGUGAUUGUUCUGGAGGGCUGCACCGUCCAGCUGUGCGAGUCCGAGGAGCAGUUUGCCUUCUCGCUGGUGUGGAGCGAACCGGGACUGCGCACGUACAAGUUUGCGGCCGAGGACCAGGUCAGUCAGGAGAGUUGGAUCAAAGCGCUGCUGUCGGCCAGCCACAGUUACCUGGCGCUGCUGGUGAUGGACAUGGAGAAGAAGUACAGAGAAGCUUUAAGUGAAUACUCCAGUGAUCCAGUCAACAGUUUCACCAUGCCAAAUUUCAGCACAGCAGGAGCAGGAUAUCCUGCUGCUGGCAGUUUUAUCUCACAUGUCUCAACGCUGCCUUCUUUCUCAGCAUCAGCUUUAGGAUCUGGACCCAACUUGAGCCAAAACCCAAUGCUUCAACCUCCUCCACCCACUUCAACCAAAUCAGCAAGUAGGAGGUCACCUAAACUCUGGCCCAAGAGGAACGCAAAUGUAGCGCCUGCAAACAGCCUCCCUGCACCUAUGGGGGAGUGGUCAGGGGUCAUGUCAGGCACCACGGAGGACUUUAGCAAAAUGCAUGAAGAUUUUGGAAAGGAAGUGAAAGAACUGAUUGCUAAUUGGGCAAAAAAGGGACACGGUGAUGAUGCAGAAGGAAACCUGAUAGAUUUUGGCUGAUUAAAAAAAAUAUUUUCAAUGCUAUGUAAAAUACAGUAUAAACAGGAAUGAGAGCCACAUUAAUUGUCAGAAUAUAUUAGUGUAUAUUUAAGAUAAGAAGGUACAUGUUUUUUAUUUACUCAUUGCCAUAGCUUCAAUAAAUGAUCCCUGAUCUGCUCCUUUGA
Molecule: messenger RNA, 1068 nt
Organism: Sphaeramia orbicularis (orbiculate cardinalfish)
Lineage: Eukaryota; Metazoa; Chordata; Actinopteri; Kurtiformes; Apogonidae
Product: sesquipedalian-1-like
Exons: 4
Coding region: 86-904 (272 amino acids)
Biological process (GO): endosome organization; retrograde transport, endosome to Golgi; receptor recycling
Cellular component (GO): early endosome; trans-Golgi network; recycling endosome
Source: RefSeq, a predicted model, not a curated record